This is a messenger RNA of Serpula lacrymans var. lacrymans S7.9, 453 nucleotides long. RefSeq lists its product as uncharacterized. The transcript has a single exon. The record is from RefSeq and is a predicted model, not a curated record. Lineage: Eukaryota; Fungi; Basidiomycota; Agaricomycetes; Boletales; Serpulaceae. The coding region runs from base 1 to 453 and encodes 150 amino acids.
AUGUCCAAGAAAGCCCAAAGACUAAAGGCUGCUCAAGUAAGAGCUACAAGAUGGCCCACCAGCAGAGUCACCGCUACACCCAAAGAUGGACCAGAAUCUGCAGUCCAUUACUAUGCAGAAGUGAUGCCUGAAUGGCUCAAGGGAGAUACUGACAAUGACAUGGCCAUGCAUCUUACACCAGCAGACCAUGCCAAACCCAGAUACAUGCUCAUGAAGCUGGACUUGGAAUGUGAUUCCAACUGUGGAUAUACUGGUGGGGUGAGUGCUGGCCCAGUAGCAGCAACUAUGAAAUGCCAUCAGAUCCUGAGAGCGGUUGGUUGGAUUCUGAGGAUGGAGGCAUAUUGGUCAGGCUUGAGGACCAAAGAUACACAGUUACAGGUUAAGAAAUUCAGCUCAACAAAAUACAAAUCACACAGACAUGUUUUGGAGACCAUAACACACCUUUUUGACUGA